GACAGACCGACACACACAGUGGAAUGGAUCAGGAGCUGCGUCUAAGGCUUUAAAAGAGGAUGGUGUUUGGGAUCAUUCUGACAGGGAGCAGAGCAGAGCAAUAGGUGGACUAUAUAUUUCCCCCUUUCACUGGGAUCUGUCUCUCACUGGGGGGAGGAAGAGAGGAAGAGAGGGACAGACGGAAAGCAUAGACGGAGGACGUGUGCCCAUGAGGUCGUUGCUGUUGGUGCUUCUGCUGAUUGGCGUCCAGGCUGUACUGAACAUGGGAGGUGUCCUGGGCCCGGUGGCAGCCAACCACAGCGCAGAACACCACACAGUAGCCAAUGGCAGAGCAAAACAGCAGCGGGCGGCCCGCCUCUCAGUGUCACCUCAGCAGGAGCAGCAGACUCAGCAGAGACCCAGCCGGACCAGACAGGCCCACAGGCCAGCCUCUCUACCCCAGGGCAGGAUCUCUUCCCUGGGCCACUCUGAGACAGGCUCCCCCUCUACCUCCUCCAUCCCGGAGGUGGACACCAAACUGUUCAGCAAGCGGCUCUACCACUCCUCGCCGCGCGUCGUCUUCAGCGACGUACCCCCCUCUCACCACGGCCUGGGGGGGGGGACGGGGGAAGAGGAGGGAGAGGAGGAAGUGGGGAGGGUGAUGGGUGGGGGAGUGAGGGUGAGGCGGAAGGCGGGGGGGCAGCCCAUGCACAGGGGGGAGUACUCCGUGUGCGACAGCAUCAGCGUGUGGUUGGGGAACCUGACCAAGGCCACAGACAUCGCCGGCAACGAGGUGGAGGUUCUGCCAGAGGUGAAGAUAGACAACGUCCGCAAGAGACAGUUCUUCUACGAGACCACCUGCCGCGUGGCCACACCCCCGGGGGGCGGAGCUGGGGCUAGGGGAGGGGCCAGUGGAGGCAUUUCUAAAGCAGGGUGCCGCGGCAUCGACAGCCGUCACUGGAACUCGUACUGCACCAACACGCACACGUACGUGCUCGCGCUCACCAAGUCCAAGGAGCAGAUGGCGUGGAGGCUGAUACGCAUCAACGCAGCGUGUGUGUGCGUCCUCAGCCGCAAGUCCUGGAGGCACUGAC
Messenger RNA from Oncorhynchus keta (chum salmon), 1073 nucleotides. It is a transcript of the gene ngfa, whose product is annotated as nerve growth factor a (beta polypeptide). Lineage: Eukaryota; Metazoa; Chordata; Actinopteri; Salmoniformes; Salmonidae. The transcript is spliced from 2 exons. The record is from RefSeq and is a predicted model, not a curated record. Gene Ontology annotation, biological process: negative regulation of neuron apoptotic process; cell surface receptor protein tyrosine kinase signaling pathway; positive regulation of collateral sprouting. Bases 209 to 1072 code for a protein of 287 amino acids. Gene Ontology annotation, molecular function: nerve growth factor receptor binding; growth factor activity.